UGUCCCACUCCAGUCCCAAGCUGGACCCAGAAUCACAUCCAGUCACUCAACCAGCAGAAGAUUCUGUGAUACCCUCACCAACAGACACACAGGUAUGGUCAGAAAUUGACCAUGCAUCUCCUUCAACCAGCGAAUGUGUACCACCAAAAAGAACAGAGUGUGUAUUUGUUGCUUUCCAAAACAUGGACACAGAUUCCAGCUCUGCAGAAGAUGGGAAUGUGUCCCACUCCAAUCCCAAGCUGGACCCAGAAUCACAUCCAGUCACUCAACCAGCAGAAGAUUCUGUAAUACCCUCACCAACAGACACACAGGUUGCUUUCCAAAACAUGGACACAGAUUCCAGCUCUGCAGAAGAUGGGAAUGUGUCCCACUCCAGUCCCAAGUUUAAAAAACAAAUGCUUGGAUAUGAUUCUGAAGACUCACUAAGCAGCAUGGAAAUAACAGAGGAUGAAUAUGUGCCAGGGUCUGAUUGUGAAAGUGAUACCAGCUCAGAGGGAGGCAGUAUAUUAAAGAAAAAUUCUGCCACCAUGGCCAGUCCUGCUGUUAAAAAUGAAACAAGAAAAACAUACAAGGGACAUAGAAACCGGAACUCUAAAUCUGACACAUCUGGGGAAAGCUCCAUUACUUCACUUACAGUCAUGCACAGUCAAAAGACUGACGAUGGAUCUAGAAGAUACACCAAAAAACAUUACUGUCUCUUUUGUGAGAAACCACAAUCCAAAAUCGCCAGGCAUCUGGAACUUGUUCAUGGAGAUCAAUCUGAAGUCGCUAAGGCCAUUUCAUCUCCAAAGAACUCCAAGGAAAGAAAGCUCCAACUGACUAUACUAAGGAAACAGGGGGACAGAGCACACAAUGUAGAUGUCAUUAGAAAGGGAAAAGGUGUCAUUGUUCCAUGUAAACAAACAAGUUCUCCAAAUGUCAAUCCAAAUAAAUUCUUACAUUGUGCAAAUUGCCAAGGACUUUUCAAAAAAAGAUUUCUUUGGAAACAUAUGAAAAGGUGCCCACUUCGAGGUGUUCUUCCAAAACCGGGUAGAACUCGAGCCCAAUCGAUUUGCGCCUUUGCGCAACCUGUGCAGGAAGGAGUUAGCAAGGGACUGUGGAAACUUCUCAGUGACAUGAAACAAGGUGAAGUGGUAGAUGUCAUAAAGAGUGACCAUUGUAUCCUCAAGUAUGGCGAACAGAAAUACAACCUCAUGGGACACCGGCGUUCUGAUCAUGAACUGAUCCGUCAGAAAAUGCGUGAGUUAGGGAGACUGGUUUUAAAAGGAAGGCAGGUGUCCCCUCUCAAAUCACUUGAGGAGUACAUUGAUCCAGCCAACUUCCAACACACAGUUAAUGCAGUUAAAGCUGUUACAGGCUUUCAGUGUGAAACAAAUAAGAUAGCAGUGCCAACGCUAGCCAACAAACUUGGUCAGAGCCUCAUGAAGGUUGCCGACAUUGUAAGUUGUGAUGCAAGGAUCUCCGGUGACACAACAAAAGUUCAAAAAGCAGAGGACUUCAAACACAUCUAUCAGACACGCUGGAGGGAGAUGAUCUCAUGUCAUGCUCACAAUACCCUGGAAGAAAAAAGGUACAACGCUCCACUGAUCUUGCCAUUUGCAGAUGAUGUCAAGAAACUCCAUAUAUAUUUAAAGGAGAAACAGCAAGAAUACUACAGCACACUUUUUAAUGCACCGAACACCAAGACCUGGGCAAAACUGGCUAAAGUCACUCUUGCACAAAUGAUCAUCUUCAACAGAAAAAGGCAAGGAGAAGCCUGUCUGAUGCCAGUACAAUCAUUCGAGUCUCGAGACAAAUCUACUUUAAAUAGUGAUAUUGCUGACUCUCUCUCAGAAGUUGAACAAGCACUAUGCAAGUACUUUAGUCGUGUAGAAAUCCGUGGAAAACGCGGAAGGAAAAUUGCAGUACUUUUGGCACCGGAAAUGAUCAAAUCCAUGGAGUUGCUGGUUAAAACACGUGAAGUUUGCGGUGUUCCGAAGGAGAACAUCUACAUGUUUGCAAUCCCAGGCUGCGAGACAUCAUUUCGUGGAUCAGACUGCCUGCGCUGCUUUGCCAUGGAGUGUGGUGCUAAAUGUCCAAAAGCCCUAUCGUCCACCAAGUUGCGCAAACACAUCUCUACAAUGUCCAGAGUUCUUAACAUGAACGACACAGAAAUGGACCAACUUGCUGAUUUCCUGGGACAUGAUAUUCGUAUCCACAGGAAAUAUUACAGAUUACCCGAGGGAACACUCCAGCUGGCAAAAAUCACCAAAGUAUUGAUGGCAAUGGAGCAGGGAAGGCUUAACGAAUUCAGAGGGAAAGGUCUUGACCAGAUCAGCAUCAAUCCAACAGAGUGCGUUGAGCCUGGUCCUGGGAUAGAGAGUGAAACCGAACUGUCAGAUCAUUCUCAUGAUGUGACGUCAAGUGAGACAGCAGGCACUUCAGGAGUGAAUAGCAGCAGGCCAGUAAACACGAAUGAAGGAUCUCCGGAGAGGACACGGGAGGUCAUGAAAGUAACAUCAGUUCCUAGGAAGAGAAAGUGGAGUGAGGUGGAGAUUGCGGCUGUAGAAGAGACAAUGAUGAAAUUUAUUCACUCGGGAGUUACUCCUGGAAAAGUCGACUGCGUUGCAUGCAUUACAGCAGCCCCCAAAGCCCUCGGUGAACGAGACUGGCAGGCGGUGAAGUAUUAUAUAAAAAACAGAAUCACAGCAUACGAGAGAAAGACCUCAAAAAAGUAAGGUGGAUUUUGAAUGUUGAUUCCGUUUUUGCGUUUUAGUUGAUUUAUAUUGUUUUGUUUUGUUUUGGUCUCAAUACCAUUGUUGGAAACAUUAUAUUGUAAUUUAAGUUUUGAAAGAGUUAAGACGGCUCGAUGUUGGUUGUAAAUUUGGUGCUUGGACUUCUUUUUUUUAAGUCUGCUGGCAAAAUGCUGUGUCAGGUGAUAAGGAGUUGGUGUAAAUGUUCAGUAGCCAUACGACAGAGUGAGUGCCUAUAGUUUUCAAUGCCUUUAUUCAGGCCCCUUUACUUUUCACAUUUUAAUUUUAAAUUGAUUAAUUUAUUUUCUGAUGGCACAUCAUAAAAACUAUAUGUUGUAAUAUCUGGUGGCAAGCACGGAACCCAUACUGUACUGAUUAAAUUUGGCUGUAGAUUCAAUUUGUAUCAAGGUCGUUUUUAUUUCUCUUGGAUUUUUUUUUUUAAUGACUUAAAGAUUAAAUUCUUAGAGCAUUUCAAAACAAGACAAAAAAAACUCCAUUCCACUGAUAAUGUUCAUAAUUUUAGACAAUUUAAGAAUUGUAGCUCUGAUCUAACCUUUCCGAAUGUGUUAUUACUGGUUAACUACAGGAUACUUAACUUUACCUCAAACAUAAUACAUACUUUUAAAAGUAACCUUACCAUGUAUACGUUUAAUGGGUUUUUUGUGUGUAUCUUCUUGUUUGUGCUCUGUCAGUAUAAGGGUCGGUGUUUGUAAAAGCACUCUGUGACAACUUGGUUUUAAAGGGCUUUAUAAUAUAUAUUAGAUUGACUUUGAUAAGAGCAGCUAAAUCACAUUCAACGAAUGUCUCUCAUGGGUCAUAAUAAUCAGUAAAUGUAGCAACUGAAUUGUGUAAGAAUGAGUUAAAUGCAGUAUAUGAUUGUGGCAGUCUUAGUGGACUGAAAUGACUUGCAGUUGAAGAAGUUAAAGUUCAUUUUUGAAGUCAAGCUGAACUAACUUGUUAAACCACCCUAUUUUUAACAAACCAAUAUAACUUCCAGAAAUACCAUUAUGAAUUGGCCAGCUGGCCAUAUUAUGACCUUUCUUUGUCUGUAGAUUACACUGGUUUGUCCCCAGAUUGGACAUUCCAUGUGUACUUACUCAUACACUAGUUGGUCAGGGUUUUGUCCCCAGAUGGGACUUCCGUUAAUGCCCAUAUAAGGAGUUGUCCCCGUGUCCCCACAUGUGUUAACCUGACCUGUCCCCAGAUUAUCACCUACCCUUAUUUUAAUGAAUUAAUUACAUUUUAAGUGAGAUAUUUAUUAAACUUUUUUUUUUAGAUUUUUUGAUGCGUUUAUCUAGUCUCUAGGAUGUCAGGAAAGUGGUGUCCCCAAAAUGUGGUAAAUAACUGGUGCCCCCACGAGGCACCCCAAACAAGUAUGUGUGUGUGUGUGUGUGUGUGUGUGU
Molecule: messenger RNA, 4135 nt
Organism: Carassius auratus (goldfish)
Lineage: Eukaryota; Metazoa; Chordata; Actinopteri; Cypriniformes; Cyprinidae
Exons: 11
Coding region: 183-2717 (844 amino acids)
Source: RefSeq, a predicted model, not a curated record